This is a messenger RNA of Myxocyprinus asiaticus (Chinese sucker), 3374 nucleotides long. RefSeq names its product dipeptidyl peptidase 1-like. Gene Ontology annotation, molecular function: cysteine-type endopeptidase activity. The coding region runs from base 145 to 1518 and encodes 457 amino acids. Gene Ontology annotation, cellular component: lysosome. The record is from RefSeq and is a predicted model, not a curated record. The transcript has 7 exons. Lineage: Eukaryota; Metazoa; Chordata; Actinopteri; Cypriniformes; Catostomidae.
UCACAUGACCACGCUGUAUAAGUUUAGCACGCGGUUGUUUGUUUCAGUGCUGCAGGUGCACGCGGAAGGACGAAAAGGUCACGCGAAAGCUUCCUUGCGUCCUGUAACGAUCAUUCACCGCUUUGUGCCUGCUCUCAGGUCGUCAUGAUUCUCGGGCUCUCUAUCGUUGUUGCUUUUGUGUUUGUCGGCGGGUGUGUGGCUGAUACUCCGGCUAACUGCACCUAUGAAGACCUGCUGGGCACCUGGAUCUUCAGUGUGUCUGAUGUGGGUCAAGAUCGGACCAUCAACUGCUCCAACACAGGUAAAGCAGUGAGAACAGUGACUGUGGAUCUGCAGAAGUUGUAUGUAGCUGUGGAUGAUCUCGGUCACACCGGGUUCUUCACGCUCAUCUAUAACCAGGGCUUUGAGGUGGUGAUCAAUGACUACAAAUGGUUCGUUUUUUUCAAGUAUUCUCAGCAGGGUUCAGAGGUGACCAGUUACUGUGAUCAGACACUGCCCGGUUGGGUUCAUGAUGUGUUGGGGAACAACUGGGCCUGUUUCACUGGGAAGAAAGUGCAACCCAUCCCACCACGAACUGACUACAAACCCCUGCUCGGAUACGAACACCAACUACUCUUGAAGCUGCCAUACCUUCAUAACAUGGAGUUUGUGGAUCAAGUAAACUCCGUUCAAAAGUCCUGGAGAGCCACAGCGUACAGUCACCACGAGGCCUACACCAUACUGGAGCUACUGAAGAGAUCAGGAGGACGUGCCUCCAGUAUACCGCGACGUGUCAGGCCCGUGACUGUUGGCGCAGACAUCGGUAAGAUGGCGGCUGGUCUUCCAGAGCGCUGGGACUGGAGAGAUGUGGAUGGUGUCAGUUAUGUGAGCCCUGUCCGCAACCAAGCCUCAUGUGGCAGCUGCUAUUCUUUCGCCACCAUGGGAAUGCUUGAGGCACGAGUCCGUAUCCAGACGAACAACACACAGCAGCCUGUUUUCAGCCCACAGCAAGUCGUGUCCUGCUCUCACUACUCACAAGGUUGUGAUGGAGGUUUUCCAUACCUGAUUGGUAAAUACAUCCAGGACUUCGGCAUUGUAGAGGAGGACUGCUUCCCGUACACCGGGGCCGAUUCUCCCUGCAAUGUUCCUGACAAGUGUGCAAGGUACUAUGCCUCUGAUUACCACUAUGUGGGUGGAUUUUAUGGCGGCUGCAGCGAGACUGCCAUGAUGCUGGAGCUGGUCAGGAAUGGCCCCAUAGGUGUAGCCCUGGAGGUGUACCCAGAUUUCAUGCACUACAAGGAGGGCAUCUACCAUCACACCGGCCUCCGUGACACCAACAACCCGUUCGAGCUGACCAAUCAUGCAGUGUUGUUGGUGGGGUAUGGGAAAUGCCAUAAGACUGGGGAGAAGUACUGGAUUGUAAAAAACAGCUGGGGAAAUGGAUGGGGCGAGAAUGGCUACUUCAGAAUCCGUCGUGGAACGGAUGAGUGUGCCAUUGAGAGCAUUGCAGUAGCAACUACACCAAUCGUCAAACUUUAAGAGCGUGUAGAAUCAUUGGUCAGUUGUAAUGAACAUGGCAUUUUUUUUUAUUUAAAUAAUUAUAAUUCUGCUGCCUGAAAUGGGAAAACAGUACUGUCCUUAUUUUAAUUUGUGGCCAAGUUGUUAAUCUUUUGGUUUUGUUUCACCCGUUUCCAUUUUCUCAAGGUGAACCUGAUCACCUGACUUGUCUGCUUGGAGACUAUGUAGUAUGAUCGCUUCACUGUCCUGUCAUCCGUCGUCUUCUGUUUCAGUUAGACUUUGCUGACAGGCAAGUACAAGAGUAAACAUUCUUACAUCUUAUACUAGAUAGGCUUGAGAGAUACUGAAAUUGAGACGGUCUAAUUUCUUACUAUAAGUAGGGAAAUAAAGGGUGGGUAGAAGGUUGUGCGUAGCCCAACAUGCUCCCCAUGGUGGGCUGAAGCCAUGAGCUUCUUUAUGAAGCCCACAAUAAGAGCCCACUGUAAGAUCACAGAAGGAAGAGUUGCUAGUCCUUAGUUUACAUUUGAGUGACCACCACUGGGCAACUCAUGGGCGUUAAGCAGAGUCUCAAAGGAUUCUGCCUCAACACAAUGUUUACCAGCCAAACACUCCGAGCCAAGUACCAGCCAAGUGCUGAACUCACCUGGCAUUGCUGAAUGACUGCCAAAGAGGACAAAUAUGCUGUAUGUUUAACCAGGGAGGAAGGAAAACUCUGACAUACUUGUACUGUAGAUUGGGUUUGAGUUACCUGUUAGCGUUGUGCGGAUCAUUCAGGUCAAAGUCCAUACUUUUGGUGCUGGUGUCCUGCAGUGCACCUGGGUCUCACCUCUCCAAUGUUGGUCUUUACUCUUGCAAUUGCCUGUCAGCAAAAUACACUUGCAACAAAUGUACAAACAUGAAAGUAGACAAAUAGAUGGAAGACUCCAACUUUAUUUUAGUCCUUGUUUACAACCUAAACUAGUCUUCAAGCUCCUUACUUUGGUGGCAAGGUUCUUCUCAUUGGUCCUGGCCUAGUCUAAUUUCAUGCGAGCCAAUGUCCACUUAAUCUCCAAAACUUUGACCUCUCUCUUGCUGGCAUCCAGGUAGUGCUCAAGAGACUUGUUCUCCUAUGCCUCCACAAACAUUGUCAUGCAGUUUGACACUUGAGCUGUAUCAGGAAUUCCUUAUUCAGCUGCUCCCAUGUUUGGGGAAACUUUUGAGAGCAAGCAUGGAGCCACUUUUUUUUUUUUUUUUUUUUUUUUUUCCCUCACACCACCUACAAUGCUAGCUCAGUUAUAAUCCUUUGUAAUGAAUCACUCUGAGCCUCAAUUUAUCUCUUUCCCCUCCACCAACAGUUGCCGUUUGCCAUUUAUUGGUGAUUCUUGACCACCCUACGAGGAAAUCAUGUUAGGGUGUUUUUUUUUUUUUAAUCUGGAGACUAGUUUUGAUUUAUGUAAAUGUAUGCAUAUUAACUUUUGUAAAUGUUGCAAUGCCAUGUUCAUUUAAACUAACCAGCUGCCUUGUUACCAGGACAAACCUUUGACCCAUGCACACUUUCUCUUGCCCUAUACACUUGCACUGUGAUUUGUCCCAGCAUUUGAAGUAGUAUGUCUCAUUUUUCAACUGCUUAGUGUGUGGUGUGUUUUUUUUUUUAAAAGGGAAUAUUUUAGAUUUGUAUUGAUCCAUGUGAGCUCAAUGUCACUGCAGUCUGCACCACUAUUUUAAUUACUUGGUGUUCAGAGAUUAUCAGAGUUUAUCAAUCACAAUAAAUGUUAUAAAGGGAUGAGAGCUUUUACAGUCCUGUAGGGCUAUUGGCCGAGAGACUACUUGAAUAAGUAAUCACUGAUUUUGCCUUGUUUUUUGUGUCAUGAUAUUUAAUAAAUUUGCUUUUUAAGGUA